This is a messenger RNA of Orbicella faveolata, 466 nucleotides long. RefSeq lists its product as uncharacterized. The record is from RefSeq and is a predicted model, not a curated record. Lineage: Eukaryota; Metazoa; Cnidaria; Anthozoa; Scleractinia; Merulinidae.
UGCUAAUGCUAUUGCUAAUGCUAAUGCUAAUACUAGUGCUAUUGCUAAUGCUAAUGCUAAUACUAAUGCUAAUGCUAUUGGUAAUGCUUACGCUAAUGCUAAUGCUAAUACUAAUACUAUUGCUAAGGCUUAUGCUAAUGCUUAUGCUAUUGCUAAUGCUAAUGCUAAUGCUAAUGAUAAUGCUAAGGGAAUCACUUUAGCCUCGGAAUACACACCAAAAGACGGGCAAUGCCAAGCCGUCUGCUGUGAUGGAGCAGGUGGAGCAUUAACUGUAGAAAGGAAGUGCACUCCGACAGACAAGUGUAAAGGAAUUGAACCUGACGAAAAGGAGGAGGAUGGACAUUGCCCAAAAGAAUCUAAAGGAACUUGUUCCGAUAUAUGCGACGAUGAAGGCGAGCUUUACAGAUUUGUUUGUCUGCCUCGCUAUAGGGUGACUGUUGGUGGCGUCAUUGUCCAAAUCUCAUAG